AUGGCAAGCGGCCGAGACGCCGACUCGGACGGCGUCAACGGGCGCACCACAGACUGCCAGUCGCCAAUGGAUAUCGCAUACGAUGACGGCGUCUCGCAGGCCCAAAGGCAUCUGGCUUUCCCGAGCCAUGCCCACUUGGGACGUUCUAGCGCGAACGAGGGGCAGGGCCAGAUCCAGAUUCGACAGUGUAUAACUGGCUGA
Molecule: messenger RNA, 201 nt
Organism: Colletotrichum orchidophilum
Lineage: Eukaryota; Fungi; Ascomycota; Sordariomycetes; Glomerellales; Glomerellaceae
Exons: 1
Coding region: 1-201 (66 amino acids)
Source: RefSeq, a predicted model, not a curated record